Coniophora puteana RWD-64-598 SS2 is the source of this 1369-nucleotide messenger RNA. RefSeq lists its product as uncharacterized. Lineage: Eukaryota; Fungi; Basidiomycota; Agaricomycetes; Boletales; Coniophoraceae. Gene Ontology annotation, molecular function: GTP binding. The record is from RefSeq and is a predicted model, not a curated record. The transcript has 5 exons. Bases 155 to 1369 code for a protein of 404 amino acids.
CGUCGAGUCCUCUCCACGGGCGAAAGAGAUCGCCGCCGACAAAGCGCCUGCCCAGGAGGAGCCCGCCGAGCUGGAAGCGGCCCCAUCCGAUGCGCCUCAACCUCGUGAGGCCCCGGCUUCCGUGGCUUCCGUAAACAGCAGCGACGAGCAGCCCAUGUAUAUUGCCGUCAUGGGUUCCACCGGAAGUGGCAAGACCACUUUCAUUAACGCCGCAUCCGGCUCUUCUCUCCGCAUAGGCACCGGCCUGGAGAGCUGCACGAACGAGGUCCAGACUUCGAGACCCUUCAAUCUCGACGGGCGCUCCGUCGUCCUGAUUGACACGCCUGGCUUCGACGACACGACCAAGAGCGACACAGACGUCCUGCGUCUCAUCGCCACAUCAUUAGUGAAGAGAUAUGAGCACGGCACGAAGCUCGCGGGGAUCAUCUACCUGCACCGCAUCUCCGAUAUCCGGAUGGGCGGCACGUCCUCGCGCAACUUCCGCAUGUUCCGCGAACUGUGCGGCGAGAAGACGCUCAAGAACGUCGUCGUGCUCACCAACAUGUGGAACGAGGUCUCGCCCGAGGUCGGCGCCGCGCGCGAGCACGAACUCGCGGACAAGGACAAGUUCUUCAAGCCCGUGAUCGACAAGGGCGCGCGCAUGCUCCGCCACACGGACACCAAGGAGUCCGCGCACGCCGUGCUCCGCUACCUCGUCAACAUGCAGCCGGCCACGCUCCAGAUCCAGGACGAGCUCGUGAACCAGCACAAGGAGAUCGGGCAGACCGCGGCCGGGUCCGAGCUCAGCCACGAGCUCAAGGAGCAGGCGGACAAGCACGAGAGGGAGCUACAGGCGCUCCGGGAGGAGAUGUUGGCUGCGCUCCGGGCCAAGGACGACGAGGCUAAGGAGGAGCUCCGCGCGGAGAUGCUGAGGAAGCAGGCCGAGAUCGAGCGCGUGCAGCGCGAGUCGAUGCAUCUCGUCGAGAGCUACCGCACGCAGAAGGAGAAGCUCGACGCGCAGAUCCACGAGAUGGAGGAGAAGCACCGCAAGCAGGAAGAAGCUCGCGCACGGCAGGCGACCGAGGCAGAGAAGAAGCGCCGGGAGGCUGAGGAGGAAGAAAAGCGCAGGCAAAAACAGAAGGAGGAACAAGAGCGCGAGAUCGAACGGGCACGAUUGCAGGCCGAGCAUGAGCGAGCGUUGCGCGACAUGCAGCUCAAGCUCGAGAAGGCGACGAGGCAGGCUGAGGAGGAGAGAAAGGCAAGAGAGGCAAAGGAGACGAGGGAGGCGUACGACCGGGCGCUCGAGGAAGAGCGCAGAAAACAUUCGCUCUCUUUCGACAGCAUUCCCUACAUUCUCGUCUCCGGCUUCUUGGGUUGGCUCAGGCGGUAA